CGCGUGUACUGACUGAUGUUAUUUUCACCGAUUUCGUCUCUCUCUCUCUCUCUCUCUCUGCGCAAAAAGCUUCUCGCCGGCCUCAAUCCAGAAGAAAGAGACCGGUUUCCAGAAAUUGAAUCUUCUUUGAACCUCUGAAACCUCAAAAUUCAAAAUAUUUCUAGGAUUUUAAAAAGCUCCAAGCUUUUUCUUGAGUUUGUUGGGUUUCAGCAAAUUGAAGGACGCUUUUCAUCCCUUUUCUUUAUUUCUACUUUGCUGGCAACGUAACUGAGAGUUAUUGGGAUCUGACGCGUCCAGAUAUUUCUCUCUGAUCUACGAUUUUUUAUUGUUUGCGCGCAUUAAUGAGCUCCCACUUUCCGAUUAAUUACCCUAGAAUGGAAAAGCAAUGGAAUAAAGCUUAUAAGUUCUUCCAUUAGGUAGGAGAUAGGAAACUUGUCUUUACUCUGUUCAUGACAUGGAACACAACCACAAGCUCAGAGUUGUUGUGAGCGUAGUCUGUGCAACAUUAACAUUGCUGGUCGUCCUCUUAUCUUUGUUCUACCUCUGGCGCAAGAGAUGGAUGCGACGCUCAUCUGCAGAGAUGGAGGACCUCGAGUGCAAGGAAGAACAUAUAGUCGAAACAGAGGACUUGCUUACUUUUCCGGGUGGUGAGAGUCUCACCAUUCAUGAUAUCUUGGAUGCUCCGGGAGAAGUUGUCGGAAAAUCAAAUUACGGGACACUAUACAAGGCUAGUUUACAGAGGCAUGAGUCAGUGAGGUUGCUUCGGUUUCUCAGACCGGCGUGCACGGGAAGGAUGAAGGAGAUUAUUGAUGCAAUUCAGAUGCUGGGGUAUGUCAGGCAUCCCAAUUUGGUACCUCUUCAGGCCUUCUAUGCGGGGCCGAGAGGAGAGAAGCUUCUUGUCCAUCCCUUCUUAAGCCGAGGUACUCUGGCUCAGUUCAUUCAAGAUGGAGACAGUGAGUCACACAAAUGGGGUAUCAUUUACAGGAUCUUCGUUGGUAUUGCCAGAGGACUAGAUCAUCUUCAUUUUGGAUUGCAGAAACCCAUUAUUCAUGGAAAUCUUAAAUCAAAGAAUAUUUUGCUAGAUGGAAGUUACCAAUCCUAUGUGUCAGAUUUUGGCCUACAUUUCCUCUUGAAUCCAACUGCAGGUCAGGAAAUGCUUGAAGCUUCUGCCAUUCAGGGAUAUAAAGCCCCUGAGUUGAUCAAGAUGAAGGAUGCAAGCAAAGAGAGUGAUAUAUACAGUCUUGGGGUCAUCUUACUUGAGUUACUUACCAGGAAGGGGCCCAUUAUCACCAACUCAUCACCCACUCAGGAUCUAUAUCUGCCAAACUCUAUGAGAAAUGCAAUUCUUGAUCAAAAGUUCUCAGACAUAUUUCAUCCCAGCUUACUUCUUAAUGAAGGCAGUGAUCAAAAGUCAAUCAUGGAAGAGCGCAUCCUCAUGUUCUUUCAGUUAGCAAUGGCUUGUUGUUCUCCUUCCCCAUCUUUGAGACCGGAUAUAAAACAAGUGCUUAUAAAGCUCGAAGAAAUUGGAAGAUAGAAGUCCUUGGAUUUUUCAGACUACUGUUGGGAACUUGAUUUGAUGGUGGCCAACAUGGGGAUGUCUUGAAGCGGCCAAACACUUACAUUUCAAUAAUCUAUUAUUGAUAGUGUUUGUGGCCACCAAAAUGAUGAUGACAAUUGUGAUGGUGAUGAUCUUAAUUUAAGGGCAAUGAAAGAGUGUUCCUCUUGAACCAAAGUUGAAAAUUUCAGCCAUCUGGGCAGGAUGAUAGAGUCGGUGAUUGGAUGUGUUGUGUUUAGAGUUUUUGUUCAUUUGCAAGUUAAGAAAAGAAAGAAAUACUGAAUUUGAUGGGCCCCAGCUUGGAUACUGUUGAUAAACUCAUUGACAAAUAUAGUUCUACAAGAUGGUGGAAGAACCCAUUAUAGAUAGCAAAGGAUUGGAUUUCUUUAAGCACUCAAGAAAUGGACCUUCAAUGGAGAAUUGACCAUAGUUACUUCAAGAAUGGAGUAGAGUUUGAAUUACAUUUGGAGGUUAGCUAGUCAAACCAACGGCAAGUAGGAUCAGGCUUUUCCGAAUUCUUUUUACCAUGAAUAUCUGGAAAAUAUGUGGAGAACAAAGUUCCUCUUGAUGACACUACUUGAUCAUUUCUCCUAUCUCUUACUCAAAUGCAGUUCCAUCUAUCGUUUCUUUUAUUAUCAUCCAAGCUUGUACUACAAGGAAUUUGUUCAGGGAUAAGUGUGUCUUUGUUUCCAUCAUGAGAGGUUGGUGAUCAGAUUCCUUUAAACCAAAAGCAGUUUUGUCUUGGGUGGCUAAACCAUUCUUCAAUGGCUACUGGAGACAGAGCAUCAGCACAGGAAAAGACGGUUCUAAGGUCAUUUUCAUAGUGGUCUGUAAUAAAAAAUUAUCUUCCAUCUUUGUCCACAUCAGUCCAUACAAAACUUGAUACACUGUAAUCUAUUUUAUGUAAUUGCAGAUGGGAUAUUUAAAUUAUUUCCUCUUUUAUCCCGGCUGCCCCCUUCCACCCUCUCAAUAUAUAAAAACAGAGCCUCCACAUGCCUUUUCAAUGAAUCUGCUAAGUAAUUUAUUCC
This is a messenger RNA of Nelumbo nucifera (sacred lotus), 2583 nucleotides long. RefSeq names its product putative kinase-like protein TMKL1. Gene Ontology annotation, biological process: protein phosphorylation. Gene Ontology annotation, molecular function: protein kinase activity; ATP binding. The record is from RefSeq and is a predicted model, not a curated record. NCBI's taxonomy places the organism in Eukaryota, Viridiplantae, Streptophyta, Magnoliopsida, Proteales, Nelumbonaceae.